Molecule: messenger RNA, 483 nt
Organism: Aspergillus tubingensis
Lineage: Eukaryota; Fungi; Ascomycota; Eurotiomycetes; Eurotiales; Aspergillaceae
Product: transcription factor domain family protein
Exons: 1
Coding region: 1-483 (160 amino acids)
Source: RefSeq, a predicted model, not a curated record
AUGAACAUCCGCACAGUUGUUGAAGCAUUCUGCGCCGACUUCGCUAAUGGUACCCACCCUACCACCAUCCUCGACACGCGCUUCACUAGCAAUCCUGAAAUCUACGAGUAUGGUCCCGACUGGGCGCGAUCCCGACUUCCCUACCUAGGACGGUCCUGGACUGGAAGACGAUCUUCAUCUACACCGUCGUCCGAGGAAGACACCACCUGUGACGCCUACUUCGACGUUCUUGGACAGACGCUCUUCUUCGAGCCAGACAACCGAGAGCCUACAUCUCCGCCCGAUCAGUUCUUGGUCUCAGCAUCGAAUGGAAAUGACGAUGCUGUCAUGGUCAAACUGACCUCCACGGUGGGAAGCGUCGCAACUGGGAAGAAGUGGGUGGAGACAUUUGUAUUCUUGUUUGGGAGGUUCGAUGCGCAGGGUAAAAUCGGCAAGUUGGAGAUCUGGUCGGAUUCGUUGAGCGCUUGGGUCAAUUCUGAGUAA